This is a messenger RNA of Notodromas monacha, 3709 nucleotides long. The record is from the annotation of a GenBank genome assembly. NCBI's taxonomy places the organism in Eukaryota, Metazoa, Arthropoda, Ostracoda, Podocopida, Cyprididae.
UGUUCGUUGGUAUCAUCAGUUAGACUAGGAGGAGAAGCGGUUCUUCGCAUAGUCGUACGUUUUUGAAAUUACGCAGUGGCGUAAGGAUACUUACUUAAAAGCAGCUUGCUCGGAGUGAUAGACAUGGGAGUUGUCGGCGGAUGCGCCGACGGGCUUAAAAAUGGCAGCAACGGUGUUCGCCGCAAGCCCGUUGCGGGGCUUCUCCUUGUUCGGGAUGAUAGCGAUGGAACCCGUCCCAGCACUACGUGCUGAGACGAUGGGAGCAUUGUGUACCAGCAUGACGCCUCCGUUGGAAAAUGAUUCGGUCAAGGCCAGGACGCCGAGUCUGCUGGUAGAAAUCGACGAGCAGGUACACUUCAGUUUGUCUCUCUUCUACUAUGCUCGCUUAGAGAUUUGGGUGUAUUUUAAAGGAGUUUCUCACAGAGUGUUACUUGAUCAUUCCUUGAUCACUGCUACAAAUGUUGACUCACUCACGCUGAAAGCAAGCCAUAUGACAGACAGCUGUGAGGAAAUCGCCUGUUUGUUCGGUGGGGCAGUGGGGAUCAUGGACGACAGGAUCGAGGGAGGAAAUAUUGACGAAGCACUGUAUUCCAGACAACUUUACGUGUUGGGUCGAGAUGCCAUGUCUCGGAUGUCGGACGCGAAUGUAUUGGUAUCCGGUCUCGGCGGUCUAGGGGUAGAAAUUGCCAAGAACAUUAUUCUCGCAGGCGUCAGGUCGGUGACACUACACGACAACCGAGACGUUUGCUGGGACGAUUUGUCCACUCAGUUUUAUUUGAGCGCAGAUGACAUCGGGAAAAAUCGUGCUGAAGCAUGUAUCGAACAGCUGGGCGCGCUUAACAGCUACGUGCAUACUGAUUCGUAUAACGGCACGCUGACGGACGACUUCGUAUCAAUGUUCAAGGCGAGAGGGAAUUCAUUGACUGCAAUUACUGGCGUGCGAAUUGUUUCUGAUCCCCGCCUUUCUUCUCUUCAGGUGAUAGUGCUUACCGAUUCGACCGAGGACGAAAUUUGUCAGAUUUCUCGGGUGACACAUGCCUCUGGGAUUCCGCUCAUAGUCGGUCAAACUGCAGGCGUAUGCGGGCGUAUUUUCUGUGAUUUCGGAGCUAAUUUCGUCGUCCGUGAUCCAGAUGGCGAGGAGCCGCUCCGAAGCAUUGUCGCGACCAUUUCACAGGAACCUGAAGGGGUCGUAACUUGCGUGGAUGGAAAUAGACAUGGUCUGGUCGACGGUGAUUCCAUCCGUUUUUCCGAAGUCAGAGGAAUGGAGGAACUAAAUGGAAUGGACCACAUUGCUGUGAAAGUACUGGGUAAAGAAAAUACUGUUCAUUUCUCAGUCAAUAAGUUGAAUCUUCAAUUCCUUCGUGACGAUAGUCCCGAUUCCUUCAGCAUAUGUGACACGAGCGGGUUUUCCCCACACUUGGGCGGCGGGAUAAUCACGCAGGUGAAGAAGCCCAGAACCGUGGACUUCCUCGAGUACUCGGAAGCCCUAUCCGCCCCGGCGUACUUCGUUACAGAUUUCGCCAAGUUGGACCGGUCGGGUCAGCUGCACGUCGCAUUCGUCACCCUCUCCGCAUUCCGAGACGCGAACGAAGGCCGGCUGCCUGCUGCUUGGGAUGAAAGAGAUGCGGAGUCUUUUCUCAGCUUGGCGAAAGAUACAGCGAGGAGGAUAGGAUUUCAAGACGCUUUGAAUGAGGGUCUGUUGAGACUGUUCGCGUACACGGCUCGGGGGAUCACCGUCGGCAUUUGUUCCGUCAUCGGCAGCGUGAUAGCUCAAGAAGUCCUGAAAGCCAUCACAGGGAAAUUUUAUCCCAUCGAGCAGUUCCUCUACUUUGAUGCCUUCGAGUGUCUCCAAUCUCAGGAUCCUCCACCCGGAACAACGGCCUCAGCAGAGGCUCAACGGAUGAACAGUGAUGUCAAGAUCGAGACUCACACGGUUGCCGUUGGCAAGGAAACCGAAGACGAAUUUAAUGACGACUUCUAUGACUCGAUCGACUGCAUCGCAAAUGCCCUCGAUAACGUAAACGCAAGAGCGUAUAUGGAUGAGAUGGCUUUCAUAUAUUCGAAGCCACUCUUGGAUUCGGGCACGAUGGGAGCAAAGGGAAGUGUUCAAGUCGUGAUACCCCAUAUCAGCGAGAUGUACUCAGCUUCCAGUGAUCCCCCGGAAAAAGAGUUCCCGAUGUGCACAGUUAAGCAUUUCCCUCAUCGGAUAGAGCACACGCUUCAAUGGGCGCGGGAUUUAUUCGAGGACUGCUUCACGAACUCCGCCGAGAUUUCCUUGAGUUACCUGAAGGACCCAGAGGGAUUCAAGGAAAAUGCCCUGUCAAAAGACAAAGGAGAGAACGUCGUCGCCGUGAAAAGGUUUCUGGGAGAAGAAUUGCCCCGGACAUUUGAGGACUGUUUGAGAUGGGCUCGAAUGGAAUGGGAGACUCUCUUCAGAAACGAUGUCUUGCAGAUACUGCACAGUUUCCCUCCAGACGAAGAAAAAGCCGGACGACCUUUCUGGAUCCCUCCGAAGAGAUGCCCCAAACCGCUGGAAUUCGAUGUUCACGAUCCGAUGCAUCUAGAAUUCGUUUUUGCUGCCGCUAAUUUGAGAGCAGAGAUGUACGGAAUGCCACAAAAUCGAUCCCUAGCAGCGAUUGCCGAUGCCGUUUCAAUGAUAGAAGUUUCGGAGUUCGUUCCCGGGAAUGUGAAGAUUCCGGCAAAUGAUGAUGAAAUCGACGAUGUCCCGGUUUCAUCCAAAGAAGAACUAGACCAACUCAUGGCUGAAUUACCAGACCCUCAGCCACUUUCCUCUACCAUUAUCCGCCCGAUAAAUUUCGAGAAAGAUGACGACAGCAAUUUGCACUUGGACUUCAUCACAAGUGCUUCAAAUCUUCGCGCCGCCUGUUACAGCAUCGAACCGGUAGACAAACUGAAGAGCAAACUGAUCGCUGGCCGCAUCAUUCCCGCAAUUGCGACGACGACAUCUUUGGUCGCUGGCCUGGUGAGCCUCGAGCUGAUUAAACUGGUGCAAGGGCAUCAAUCAGCUGAAAAAUUCAAGAAUGCCUACGUGAACCUAGCAACGCCCUUCUUUGGGUUUACCGAGCCUGUUGAACCAAGAAAAAUGAAGUUCAAAGAACAUGAAUGGGACGCCUGGAGCAUGAUCGAUAUUGACGGAGAUGUUACGAUCGAUCAGCUCAUUCAGCAUGUCAAAGACAAGUAUGGCGUCGUGUUGGACUUCAUUAAUUACGAAACAGCUAUUUUGUACGCCGAAUUCUUUGCGACGGAUAAACUGGAGCAAAGGAAGGCUAUGAGAAUAUCAGAAGCCAUCACGACAGUCACGAAGAAACCGCUCCCUCACACGAAACACCUCAUUUUGCGGGUCUCGGGAUACGAUGAAAAUGAUCCGGAUGAAAGCCUAGAUCUACCAGUGGUCCGCUGCAACUUACCUAAAUGAAUUCUUCUGGACAUGGAAAUCAUUUGCGACGAGCUACAGUCGAUCAUCACGAAUGUCUGUUUGUCUUGAUUCACUGAAUCUGGCGGAUUGUCUUUUUUCGGGUUGAAAUUUAGUUGAUGUUUCUUCCAAUGCCUAUAUUGCAAGCCUUGAUGAAAUUGUGUCACAUCUCACGUGAACCGUUAUGCUGUAGGCAGACCAUCAUUGCGACGCUGUUGAUCAUCAUAGCUCAUGAUGAUGGAUUCACGAAAAAUGAAAGAAGUAUUUACCAAAGAA